GGAUGUGUUGGAUCUACAAGUCUGAUCCACUGUGGCUCAACUUCACAACUUACAGGAUUUGAAGGAUCUGCUGCUAAUGUCUUGGUGCCAGAUACCACCGGACACCUUCAGGAGUCAUAUAGAGUCCAUACCUCAGCAGGAAACCCGAGCGGUUUACGAAGAACGACGUUUCGUUAUUUCUUAUGAUUGCCAGCGUCCCUAUCCUAUAGGACGUAUGUGAUGGUAAAAAUCAACACAGUUUUCAGCUAGCUGUGGAAGUAAAUGUGGAAAGAUGCACGAUAUAGUCAUUCUGCAGAACUUUGAGAUCUACAUCCCUAAAGAAGCAGAGGUGAAAACCACCCUCAUUCACACCCUGCCAAACAGCGUAUUGAGAAGGAUGGGGGUGCCCUGCUCUCAAGGUAACAGAGCAACAAGAGGGUCCUCGCUUUUGGCCACAUGGAUCUCUCCAGUGGUCCUCAGAGAGAGAUCUUCACCCGUCAGCCCCACAGAAAACACAGUCAAGCAGAACCUGGCAUCUCUGGUGUCCAAGGAAGCCCAGGGUCCCUUCUUGAUGCCGUUCGUCUCCUCCAGCUACACUGCCUUCAAGGUCCUUACAGAGUUCCUGCCCUCCAGACAGAACCUGCGGCAGGGUACUCGCACUCAGGACGCCCCCCUUCCUCAAGGCCAUCCCCCAUCCCCCCCCCAGGACACCAUCAUUAUCCACCAUGGGAGGAUCUUCCUGUCAUUCACAAAGGCAAAAACUGUCAGAGGAAAGAGGCAGCAUGGCCCUGACCUGAAAAAAUCAUUGCCCUUUGAGGAGCCUCCACAGACCACACAGGCAGAAAUGAUUUACCUUUCUCCUGCCAGAAAGAGACCAAUGAAACAUCAAGGUGAAAAAGAAUUGCUGCAGAGCUUUGGUCUGACCCACCAAGUCCAGGUGGAGUUGUCCAGAAUCUCUCCGGGGGACCUUGAGCGACAGCAGGCAGUUGAACAGUGUCUCUCUGCAGAAGAAGCUGUAAUCACAAAGCAAAAUCAAGUGGUACGAAAGUUAUUGAAUGCCAACAAGUUAUCAAUGGCGAUACCGGGCAGAUGUCUUGAACAGGAGGAGUUCAUGACCCAGGAACACAAGUCUCUGAUUGAUUCAAAUACAAGCGAUCAGCAACCUUGCUCAAGUGUAGAGUUAUUGUCCGGAGAUGGGAUUACCAGUGAGGUAGAUGAUGAUGAUGAUGAUCAGGAGGAGAAUCGUGAUGAAGAGAGUGGUCACAAUUUCAAAAGUGUCAAACGACAACAAGUUAAGGCAGAAGACCAAAGUAAGAAUGAAAAAGAGGUUGGGGAAAAGGGCCAAGCCACCCAUGGGGAAGAGCCAGAUGUGGGAGGCCUUUCCUCGGAUAUGACUGAUGCUUUGAUUGAUACAUCGGUUCCACCAGAGGCCGGCAAUGCAGAGGAAAGCAUGGACAUUCAGGUUUGUGCCACUGACAAGGUGGCUGAGUGCCCAGUCAUACAGUCUCUCUCCUCCACCCAAAUACAGUUCCACGGCUUUGACUUUGAGCAGUCUGCACGCAAGGAGAGAAUCAACCGCAUCCGGGCCAAACUGAGAGAGAGGGAGGCUGCUCUUAACAAUUUACGCCCACCAAGUUGACAUUCUCCAAACUGGGGUGAAUUUAUUUCUUAGGGCUUUCACAGAUGUAAGUUAAACUGGUAAAUAAUAAUGUGGAAACCCAUACACCUGUCUGCUCUUUAUCUUGCCGGUGUGAUCCAUUAUCUUAUGUGCUCAGAUAUUUUGCCUGAGAAAUAACCCAUUAAAAGGAUAGUUCACCCAUAUUAAAAAUAUUUAUUGAUGUCCUUACCUUGUAAGGAGUCAAUGGACAAAGUAUACAAGGAAUCCAUGCCUUGGUGUAGUUUCCCUGGCACUAUUUCUAAAUUAGAGAUGUCUAACCGGUUCCAUGGAGGGUCGAGUGUCUGCAGGUUUUCGCUCUCACCUUAUGCUUGUUUAGUUAAUUUGGUCACCAAUUAAUUAAGAUCUUCUUUCACUGGUUCUAUUUGGUCUCUGUUGGGCACCAACUGAACAAAAAAAAACUACAACCGGCAUACACUCGGCCCUUCGUGGAACCGGUUUGACAUCUGUUCUAAAUGCUUCCAAUUCCUAUUUCUGGCACAAAUCUGAUCCAAGUCUAGAGACCUGUAUUAGCAUAUUUUGGGCAACAUAUCCAAAUGAGCUUUACAAUACAUUUCAAAAAGUGUUUUAAAUGUAUUGUAAAACCCAACAAAAGCCUGUCGAGGUGAUAUAUAUGUAAGGUGAUCAUACAGAUGUGCCAUUUUAUUUGGGUGAACUAUCCCUUUAAAUAAAUCUUUAAUUACUUUAAGUGCAGAAAUACUUUAUUUGAUUAUCUGAUGCCACCAUAAGUUAGUAAAAAAUUAGACUCAACUUGUUACAUAAUUUAUUAGUGAAAGCACAAAACCCCAAAUGGCAGCAAAGGAACUAGAGAUAUUGAAGGCUGCAUAAUGUUUUGUUCAUUCUCAUAACUGUCGACCUUGUGCAAUAAAGCAACCAAUGUCUGUA
Messenger RNA from Esox lucius (northern pike), 2539 nucleotides. RefSeq lists its product as uncharacterized. Bases 272 to 1618 code for a protein of 448 amino acids. The transcript has 5 exons. The record is from RefSeq and is a predicted model, not a curated record. NCBI's taxonomy places the organism in Eukaryota, Metazoa, Chordata, Actinopteri, Esociformes, Esocidae.